UCCGUGAUCAACUAGGAUACAGUUCCAAGAGCCACACCGCUAUUUAUAGCAUAAAUGUAAAAAAAAAAAAAAAAAAUACAUUGAAACAACUUCUUUCAACAAACUCUCAUUGGCAAAAGUGUUGCAUAAGAAAUUAUUAAUCAGUGUUUCGACUCAAGGGAAAAGAAUGGACAUGGAAGCCCAGAACUUUUUAUGGAAAGGAGCAAUUCCUUUGCAGAUUCAUCUCCAUGAAUCCAAAGUCACCACUCUUCCUUCACCCCCACCCGCCCUGAUCUUAGCUCCUCGGCUAGGAUACCUACCGUUGUUGGCCUCGCAUUUAAAGCCUUACUUCAGCAGUGCACUUCCUCCUGGUGUUGACACUAUUUGGUUCGAGUACAAAGGGUUGCCCUUGAAAUGGUAUAUACCAACAGGAGUUCUUUUUGAUCUUCUAUGUGCAGAAGCAGAGAGACCUUGGAAUUUAACUGUGCAUUUUAGAGGAUAUCCAGGAAACAUAUUGAUCCCUUGUGAAGGUGAAGACAGCAUAAAGUGGAGCUUUAUCAACUCAUUGAAAGAGGCUGCAUAUAUAAUAAAUGGAAACUGCAAGAAUGUGAUGAACAUGUCUCAACCUGAUCAGGUGGAGCUCUGGCGCUCUGUUUUACAUGGUAAUUUCGAAGCCUACCAACGGGUAUCUUCUAAACUUAAGCUUGGAGCAGUUGGGGAAAUUGAUGAUUCUGGGCAGGUGAAGCAAGGCCGAGUUCCAGUUCGGUUAUACGUUUGGAAUGUCAGUGAGGACUUUGAUGACUUAGAAGAUGCACCACCGAUUGAUAGUUGGGACAAAGUUUCUUACAUAAACCGGCCUGUCGAGAUACAAGGAGAAGGUAGAUGCUUCACUUUAUAUGAUGCAGUGAAAAUCCUUCUGCCAGACUAUUUUGUGGACAAAUCGUUGGGCACUGCUGAAUCAUUGACAGUAGGUCGCGAUGAUUACGGGCAAAGAAUUUCAUCCAAAGAUGCAAGCGAUGAUAAAAAAGCCAAAGAGGAAGUAGAAACUUUAUGUGACGACCAUGUAAAGGCUAGUUACGAAUAUGAAGAGCCUAAAAUCAAGCUGGUUCGUAUACAAGGUAUUGAACCGAAACUGGAGAUACCAUUUUCUUGGGUAGCAAACAACUUAAUGCACCCUGAGCACUUUCUUCAUAUCUGUGUAUAUCUGAAACUCUGAAAGUACCACAAGUCAAUAAUACUGUCAUAGGUGGCAUUUGUAAUCAUGUUUUCCAUGUUAUUGAACACAUACAAAAAAAAUUAGGCGUCGCAAGACUUGCAUAUUACAAUCCCACCUGCAAAAGGAUUAAGCUUUGAUAGUGGUUUCACCUAAAAAAGGUUAAUUCGGAGUAACAUAAGAAUAUCCGAGCAAUAACAUUAUACAUCCAUUUUACCACAUUGCAGUUAAUAGUGCGGAUGACAAAUCAAAGAUUUACAAAAUAAUAUUUACUUGUACAUAUGAAUUGAUAAAUGAAAAAAAAAAAAAA
Rosa chinensis is the source of this 1502-nucleotide messenger RNA. Its product is annotated as autophagy protein 5. NCBI's taxonomy places the organism in Eukaryota, Viridiplantae, Streptophyta, Magnoliopsida, Rosales, Rosaceae. The transcript has a single exon. Gene Ontology annotation, biological process: C-terminal protein lipidation; cellular response to nitrogen starvation; autophagy of mitochondrion. Gene Ontology annotation, cellular component: Atg12-Atg5-Atg16 complex; cytoplasm; phagophore assembly site membrane. The record is from RefSeq and is a predicted model, not a curated record. The coding region runs from base 167 to 1195 and encodes 342 amino acids.